GCAGCAGGCCGUUGAAGCGAGCUGACCCCUCCGUCUCGGAGAUGGUGGCGGAACACACACACACACACACACACACACAGAAUUCAAUUCCCGCCGACUCCUUACCGCGCUUUUUGCGUAAUUCUCUCUCUCGAUGCCCACGUUUUCUGCUUUUCCUCGCAAAGCGCGCGGGAACUUCUGAGGGCGGUCGAUGCUGUCGGCGGCGCCAUCGCCGUUGUCGAUCGCUGGUCAUUGCCGUCGUGGAGAUCGUCAUCAUUUAAUAUAAAUAUUUAAUCAGCUGGAGGAGGAAACAGCGGAAGCAAAGUUCGAGUGACGUACUCUCAUCGGAGGACUUCGCUUUAUGCAUCUGACCGCUUUUACAGCCCCGGUGGAUGCACGCGGCCGUAGUUACCUGGUGUGAGCAUGCCCUUAGUGACGUACUGAGGGAAGGAGUAGGGAGGGAGGAAGGGAGGGAGAGAGGGAGGGAAGGACGCGGUUAACUCCCAUGUGUUGUGUCUCGUUCGAUGUUAUCGAUGAGAACACCAUAGCCAUCGAGCUCCGUCGUUGUUGCUAGAACGGGCGGCGGCGGCGGCGAUGCCGACCGCUUUUACGGCCACUCCGUGUAGAUGCACGUGACGGCAAUUACGUCCACAUUCCAAGUUGAUAUAGUCCCAGCGUGAGCAUGUCCUUAGUGACGUACUGAGGGAGCGAGGAGGGAGGGGAGGAAGGAAGAAGGAAGGAGGAGGUCAGCUCUCAGCCGUGUCUCGUCCGAUGUUUUCGAGGAGAUCGCCAUAGCCAUCUAGCUCCGUCGUCGUUGUCAAUGCCUACGGCAGCGGCGGCGGCGGCUAUGCCGAGGUCCUCCGCGCCGGCGGAGUCGCCGAUGACGUCAUCAACGCCAUCGACGACGACGACCACCACAGCAACGACGGCGGGGAAGAAGAAGAGCCGCCGACCGAAGGAGAACCCAUUCUUGCAGCAAGAGCUGCCUGCUUGUUAUCCUGUCGUCACUAUCAAUGUCGCCAUAGCUUUUCUCUUCGGCCUUGGUUGUUUGCUUAUACCUAUUGGCGCCAUAGCUCUUUUCGCUUCCAACUCUAUCGUUGAGGUCGUCAGUCGUUACGAUGAUGCCUGCCUAACCCGGUUUCCUCCCAAUUCCAGUUCCACCACUUGCGAAUUAUACCUAUCGAUUCCGAAGACGAUGCACAAGCCCAUCUACAUCUACUACGAAUUAGAUAAUUUUUAUCAAAACCAUCGCCGUUAUGUGAGCAGUUACAGUAGAGACGAACUGCUAGGUUUAAGUGUGAGCAGGGAUUCGAGGGAGAGAUCCUGUCGGCCACAAGAUGUGGUCCGCGGGGUCGAUGGCAAUCCAAUACAGCCGUUGACUCCAAUUAUCCCCUGCGGAUUGAUUGCAUGGAGUAGGUUUAAUGAUAGCUUCAGCUUCGGAUUUUCGAGAGGAAUGAUCUCUGAAUCUUCCUCCCCCCUGAAUGUCAUCAAGGAGGGGAUUUCUUGGAUCUCGGACAGGGAGAAAUUCAGUAACACCCCGUUUGUAGAGAGUGAGGGGAAUGAGAGCGAGAGCGCUCGGAUCGAGCGGAGGUUCGAUGGCGCGACCUUGCGGGAAGACGAAGAUUUGAUGGUUUGGAUGCGGAUCUCGCCGUUUUCGAAAUUUCGCAAACUGUGGGGGAAAUUGGACAGGACGUUGAGAGAGGGAGACAAGUUGCAGGUGAAUAUCAGUAAUCAGUACAACAGUUAUGGGUUCAACGGGAAUAAGAAACUCGUACUCAGUACAUCGGGAUGGCUAGGAGGGGCGAAUCUCUUCUUAGCGGCGGCGUAUUUGGUCACGGGUGCCUUCUGUCUCUCAGCGUCCGUCUGCUUCCUUUUCCUCCGAUGGCUGUUUCCGCGAAACUUCGGAGAGGAAUCCAAUCUGUCGUGGAAUUGGCUGCGUGCAGCGAACGAUGGCGUCACGGAGGUGAUUAUGUUCGGGUGAGGAGGGAGCUGUGUGUUGUGUGUGUGUUGCGGAGGAUGCUGCUCAACGAAGCUGAGCGGACAGGGGAUGGCGGACCCGUUGGAAGUUGCGCGCGGAGAUCGGAGAAAGGAACCACACUCUGCAAUCGGCGACGGGGGCGGGGGGCCGGGGGCGCGGGGGGAGGUGUGUUCGUCUCACGACUCACGAACGCGGACGGCGGGAAUUAAUUGGUAAGAAGAUAAGAACAAUGUGUGUGUGUGUGUGUGUGAGAGAGAGAGAGAGAGAGAGAGAGAGAGAGAGAGAGAGAGAGAGAGAGAGAGAGAGAGAGAGAGAGAUUCUAUCACUCUGUAUUUAUUCCAUGUAUGUCUAUGUAGGACAGUAGGCGAGAGAGAGAGAGAGAGAGAGAGAGAGAGAGAGAGAGAGAGAGAGAGAGAGAGAGGAUUGCAGCAGGCCUACUUCAUGUGCUCUCCUUCGUGGUUUUUGGCUGGGGCCUGGGGUAUUGGUUUGAGCUUUGGCCCGGCGUCCCUGUGACCGGAAGUUUUUUCACGGUAUCGACGACGGUAACCUUUUUUUUUUUUUUUUUGAGCUUUUCACAAGGAGCUUAUAUAGAUGUGUACAUUAUGACGGUGCUAGUUUAGACCUUUUUUGUUUUAUACAAAAUGCGGUGAUGGCUGCAGUUACUCAGCGAGCAAACCCCACAGCGGAACUUUCUUCGACCUUUUCUUUAGGUUUUUUUUUUUUUUUUUUUUGUGCGUGGAAUCGUGGAUAUAAGUCCGCGGACGAGGGCUCAGAAAUAUCGAAAUAAAAAAUAUCGACCUUU
This is a messenger RNA of Chara braunii, 2759 nucleotides long. The record is from the annotation of a GenBank genome assembly. Lineage: Eukaryota; Viridiplantae; Streptophyta; Charophyceae; Charales; Characeae.